Molecule: messenger RNA, 2103 nt
Organism: Camponotus floridanus (Florida carpenter ant)
Lineage: Eukaryota; Metazoa; Arthropoda; Insecta; Hymenoptera; Formicidae
Gene: Dbp73D
Product: probable ATP-dependent RNA helicase Dbp73D
Exons: 6
Coding region: 91-2088 (665 amino acids)
Cellular component (GO): nucleus
Molecular function (GO): nucleic acid binding; ATP binding
Source: RefSeq, a predicted model, not a curated record
AUGAAAUAACCUAAUAAAAUCGCGUGUAAUCAUGUGUGGUUUUGCACUAGCUUGAAUUGUUAUUGAGAGAUAGAUAAAUUUAGAAAGAAGAUGAGUUUGUUUGUUAUAAAUAGAUAUGAAGGUGAAGACAAAGAAGAAACUGAAAAUGAAACAAAUAAUCUUUCUGAAUUGUUAAAGAAAAUAGAGGAGCGUAAAAGACAAAGAGCUGCAGAAAAUAAUGAAUCCACAUUAGAUGUCGAUCAAAAUGAUUUAAAUAAACCUAAGAAAAAGAAGAAGAAAAGUCUGCUUAAUACAGAUGAAACUAAUGAUUUACAUAUUGAGAUCAAAAAUGGAUUUAAUGAAAAAAUUAGUGAACAAACUACAGAAAUGGUCAAAACAGCGACAAAAAAGAAAAGGAAAAGGAAAGAUGAUGAGAGUGAACAUGCUUUGGCACAAGAAAAUGAAGAAUUAGAAGAAAAGAACAAAAAUUUAACAAAUGAAAAAGGAGAUGAUACUGAAAAUUUAGCAAAUACUGCAAAUGUCACAGAAAAAGAAAUACCUUUGCAGAAUCAUUUUGUAGUGUUAGGUACAAAAUCUCGAAAAAAGCAACGUGAAGUUAAAAGAGUAUUGCCAGACUGGCUAGCACAUCCAGAGAUUAUAUCUGCUGAUUUGAAUAGCGGACCUAGUUUGCAGGAAUUAGAUUCAAUUUUGGAUGCUAAAUUGAUAAAAGUCUUAAAGGCUAACGGUAUUGUUAAAUUAUUUCCAGUUCAAUCUAAUGUCAUAAAAUGGUUACACAAGUGCAACAUGGAUAGGAAAUUAGGGCGAUGGCCGAGAGAUACUUGUGUAUCUGCUCCUACAGGAAGUGGCAAAACCUUGGCUUAUGUAUUGCCAAUUAUACAGGAACUGCAAACACGAUUGGUACCAAAAAUACGUUGUCUAAUUGUUCUACCAGUACAAGAAUUAGCUGCACAGGUUCAUAGAGUAAUGCUCACUUAUACAUCUCACACAAAUUUAAAAGUGGGCUUGCUUUCAGGUGCAUUUUCGUUUGAACAAGAGCAAAAUAGUAUAAUUAAGAAAACUGAAAGGGGAAAGUAUUACUCCACAGUGGAUAUUAUAAUUGCGACGCCUGGCCGUUUAGUGGAUCAUAUAUUAAAAACUCCUGGAUUUUCUUUCGAUUCUUUAAAAUUUCUUGUUAUCGAUGAAGCCGAUCGCGCAGCGGAAUGGAUGCAGUAUUUACCUGAGCCUCACUCUCGCGCUCCUAUUUUAACACUUGGAAAUAUACACUCCAGCAAAAUUACGCCAGCUCAAAAACUAUUAUUUAGUGCGACCUUGUCGCAAGAUCCUGAAAAGUUGAGCUGGUUAGGACUGUUCCAACCAAUACUGUUUACGACCGUUGUGACCGACAAAGAUACGGAUGUAAAUUUGGACAAGAUUGCGGGUGAUUUCAUCGGACGUUAUACGAGUCCGGGAGAACUGACGGAACUCGCGAUGGAAUGUAACGUCGAAUACAAACCAGUUGCGCUGUAUCAGCUGUUGACGAGGCACGAUACCAUUUCCAAGACUCUCGUUUUCACGAAUUCCGGGCAUACCACGCACAGACUGGCGCUCUUGAUGCAAUCACUCUUGUCGAAGCGGAAUGUCGCGGUCGGAGAAUUAUCCGCGCAACUCGCGCCGAAGCAACGUGAAAGUGUCCUCGGCAGAUUCGCAAGCGCUGAGAUACAUGUAUUAAUAAGCUCAGACGCGCUGGCUAGAGGUUUGGACAUUCCGGAUGUACAACUAGUCGUAUCUUAUGAUGUCCCGAAACACAUCAAAGGCUAUAUACAUAGAGUCGGUAGAACCGGGCGAGCGGGUAAAUCGGGCAUUGCAAUAACUCUGCUCACACCUAAUCAAGUUGGGAUAUUUAAGCAAAUGUUAAGUGGUGCACAUAAAGUCGUGCCCAAUAUCGAACGAAUAGAAUUCGAUGACAUGGCGAAACAUAAUUAUCUGGAUCAUCUUAAAAAAUUAAAGGACAUUCUUGAGAAGGAGAAAAAUAAAAGCUUAGAACAAAUGAAAGCUAUUAAACGUAGACGUGUAAUGAAUGUGACUAAGCAAAAUAAAAAUAUAGAAUAAUUUUUUAUGUUAAAA